UUCAGGUUUUCAGAUGGGCCCGUAAGGGGUUCCGUGGUGACCCUCAGGCAGGAGGAGCGUCCCAAGCCCAACGGGGUUCCCAAAAGUUCUUGUCUCUGUAGGUGGGGGCCGCUCCCCAACACCACCCUCCUCCCCCCCCCAGGAGCUGCUUAACGAGGGUUUGGAGCAACGGGAUGGAGUUCCCAGGGUGGAACCACCGGGAGCCGGAGCCCAACUCCCACCUGGGGUGACUCGGAGCCUCGACAGAAGGGAGGAGGCCGGUGCGGCGACGGCCGAGGCGCGGCUGGCACGGGAGGCGACGGUCGCGGGGCGUCCCGGCUCCUCCCCGCCGCACCCAGGCCCUGCGCUGCCCGCCCCCUCGCCGAGGCCCCGCCCCCUCGCCGAGGCCCCAUCCCUGCCGGCUCUACGAGGCGCCGCCACCGCCAUGGACGCCCAGAAGCUGGAAGACAAGCUGACCUGCGCCAUCUGCCUGGAGCUCUACCUGGAGCCGGUGACGCUGCCCUGCGGCCACAACUUCUGCGGGGACUGCAUCCGGGACUGGUGGGGCUGCCGCGACAGGGCGUGCCCCGAGUGCCGGGAGCACUUCCCCGACGGCGCCGAGCUGCGCCGCAAUGUGGCCCUCACCGGCGUGCUCGAGUUGAUGCGCGCCGGGCCUGCCCCGGCUCCCGAUCCCGACCCCGCUCCGGCUCUCGGCCCCGACCCCGCCCCGGCCCCCGGCUCCGGGCCGGGCGCGCGCUGUCUCCGGCACGGGCAGCCCCUCGAGCUCUUCUGUCGCACGGAGGGUCGCUGCGUGUGCAGCGCAUGCACCGUGAACGAGUGUCGCCUCCACGAGCGGGCGCUGCUGGACACUGAGCGUCGGGAACGCGAGGCCCAGCUGAGAGCCAUGCUGGAGGUCACCCAGCAGCAGGCCACCGAGGCUGAGAGCCAGCUAAAGGAAUUGCAAGAGCAAAGCAGCCAGAUCCAGAGCUCGGCCUGCACCCUGGCCUCCGUAGUCUCCAGCAAAUUCAGCUGCCUGCUGCAGGCCCUGGAGAUGCGGCGGACCUUGGCACUGACGGACAUCGAGGUGGCCAAGACACAGGCACUAACACAGGCCCAGGAUGAAGAACGGCGACUGCGGGGCCACCUGGAAGCCCUGGCUCACUACGACCGCAGGGUCCGGGACCUCCUGGAGCAGUUGGAUGACCAGACCUUCCUCCAGGAAUCACAGCUCCUGGCACCCCCAGGCCCUCUUAGGCCCCUGGCUCCUCUGCAGUGGGACGAAGAGCAGCAGCUGGCUGGCGUGGAGUCACUGAGCCGGCUGUAUGGUCUCCUCCUGGAUGAGGGGAGCCACCCCAGGGCACCGGCUGAGGCUGCUGAUUUGGGCCCCGUGGGUAAGGCUGACCCCAGAUCUCUCUCUACCCCUCCGGGCCCAGCUGGCCCUCCCACAGCCGGUGGGAGUGGGGUCAGGACCCUGCCCCCCAUGAGCUCUCUCCCCGUCACUGCCCUAACACUUCUUUGCCUCCUAGAGGCCCCAGGUCCCCUGGCACCAGUCCCAAGCCCGGUUUGCCCACUGAGGAGGAAACUCUGGCAGAAUUAUCGCAAUCUGACCUUCGACCCAGACAGCGCCAAUUGCCACCUCUACCUGUCUCAGCAGGGCCAGCAGGUAAAGCACCGUCACAAGCCCCGGGACCUGGCCGGGCCACACAGCUUCCAGCUCUGGCAGGUGCAAUGUGCCCAGAGCUUCCGGAACGGUCGACACUACUGGGAGGUGCGCACGUCUAAUCACUCAGUGACACUGGGCGUCGCCUAUCCAGAACUUUCACGGCACAAGCAGGGGCCCCACACAGACAACAUUGGGCGUGGGCCUAGCUCCUGGGGGCUCUGUGUUCAGGAGGACAGGGCCCAGGCCUGGCACAACGGGGAGGCCCGGCGCCUCCCAGGGGUGUCCGGGCGGCUCCUGGGCAUGGAUUUGGACCUGGCCUCUGGCCGCCUCACCUUCUACAGCCUGGAGCCCAAGGCCCAGCCCCUACAUACCUUCCACGCCAUUUUCACCCAGCCCCUCUACCCCGUCUUCUGGCUCCUGGAGGGUAGGACUUUGACCCUGUGCCACCGGCCUGAGGCCAAGCUCCCUCCGGGACUCCAGGAAGAGGCCGCGGGGCCCAGCUGAGGUGCUGCCCGGGCCUCAGAGGCUAGUGUGGCGCCCAUGGGCCCCUGUUCCUGCUGGAGAGUGUGUGCGGUCCGGACCUCGCCGCACAGGAGGCACAACAACACACUUCGCUGCAGCUCACCUCCCUUGAAUGUCAUGUAGACCAAAGGGACGGGGCCUGGGGUGGGAAGCAAAGCACAACCAAUUCCUGGAGAAAACCUAGAGAAAAGCGAUUUUUACCUCCUUCUCUCUCUUCUCGUAACAUUUUGGCAUAUCUUAGUCUCUUUGGUAUAUCCUUGUGAUUACAUUUUGUAAACAAUUGAGGUGGGAUUUUUUUUGCCUUUUUUACUCAGCACAAGCAUUUUUCACGGUAUUAAAAUUUUUCCCUGAAUGAUUACCAUAUAAAUAGUCUUUGUAAUUUUUCUAUUUUAUUU
Prionailurus viverrinus (fishing cat) is the source of this 2559-nucleotide messenger RNA. RefSeq names its product tripartite motif containing 65 (gene TRIM65). Gene Ontology annotation, biological process: positive regulation of autophagy. Lineage: Eukaryota; Metazoa; Chordata; Mammalia; Carnivora; Felidae. The coding region runs from base 425 to 2146 and encodes 573 amino acids. Gene Ontology annotation, molecular function: protein binding; zinc ion binding. The record is from RefSeq and is a predicted model, not a curated record. The transcript has 5 exons.